Kogia breviceps (pygmy sperm whale) is the source of this 3058-nucleotide messenger RNA. RefSeq names its product TGF-beta activated kinase 1 (MAP3K7) binding protein 2 (gene TAB2). Gene Ontology annotation, biological process: positive regulation of canonical NF-kappaB signal transduction; positive regulation of protein kinase activity. The record is from RefSeq and is a predicted model, not a curated record. Gene Ontology annotation, molecular function: K63-linked polyubiquitin modification-dependent protein binding; ubiquitin binding. NCBI's taxonomy places the organism in Eukaryota, Metazoa, Chordata, Mammalia, Artiodactyla, Physeteridae.
AGCGGCGACGCCACCCAGCCAUCGUUUUUGAUCUGCAGCAGCCGCCGGCGGGGCGACCCAGCCCGACCCCCUCCCCUCCCCCUCAGCCACGAGCGGCGGCGGCGGCGGCAGCCGGAGGGAGUUGGCGGCGGCGGCCGAUCGGAGGGGCUGAGCGGGGAGGGAGGGAGGGCUGAGGUGUCCCCCCUGCCGGGUGGAAUCGGAGGCGGCGGCGGCGCUGGCGGCGGCUGUGGUGGUGGAGGCGGCGGCGGCGGCGACGGUGGAGACGGCUGCCGUAGUGGGAGAGGCGGCGGCGGCGGCCGAGGAGGAGGAGGGGGAAGCGGCGGCGGCGAAGGGCUCCAGACCCAGUUCCUGGACCUGCCCUGGAAAAGAAGUAUCCAGUAGAGAUGAGCUCACUGCAGUUACUUAAUUAAAAAAUUGUAAGCUGCAAAAAUGGCAAUGGGCCAAUCAAGAACAGCUACCAUUUGAAUUUUUCUAUUUCCAGAAAAUGCUUGGACAGAAGAGAUGAGUACUGUUUCCACUAAGGCCUAGAAUUGCCUACUGUACAAAUAGUCCUGAUCAGGCAAUAUACGAAUGGCCCAAGGAAGCCACCAAAUUGAUUUUCAGGUUUUACAUGACCUGCGACAAAAAUUCCCUGAAGUACCUGAAGUUGUUGUAUCCAGGUGCAUGUUACAGAAUAAUAAUAACCUGGAUGCCUGCUGUGCAGUUCUCUCUCAGGAGAGUACAAGGUAUCUUUAUGGUGAAGGAGACUUGAAUUUUUCGGAUGAUUCUGGAAUUUCUGGUCUGCGCAAUCACAUGACUUCUCUCAACUUGGACUUGCAGUCACAGAAUGUUUACCACCAUGGAAGAGAAGGAAAUAGAAUGAAUGGAAGUAGGACUCUAACGCACAGCAUUAGUGAUGGACAACUUCAAGGUGGUCAGUCCAAUAACGAACUAUUUCAGCAGGAGCCACAGACAGCACCAGCUCAAGUUCCUCAAGGCUUUAAUGUUUUUGGAAUGUCCAGUACAUCUGGUGCUUCAAAUUCAGCACCACAUCUUGGAUUUCACUUAGGCAGCAAAGGAACAUCUAACCUUUCUCAACAAACUCCAAGAUUUAAUCCCAUUAUGGUAACUUUAGCCCCAAAUAUCCAGACUGGUCGUAAUACUCCUACAUCUUUGCACAUACAUGGUGUACCUCCACCUGUACUUAACAGUCCACAGGGAAAUUCUAUCUAUAUUAGGCCCUACAUUACAACUCCUAGUGGUACAACUCGACAGACACAACAGCAUUCUGGCUGGGUAUCUCAGUUUAAUCCCAUGAACCCGCAACAAGUUUAUCAACCUUCACAACCUGGUCCCUGGACUACAUAUCCUGCAUCUAAUCCUCUGCCACAUACCUCAGCCCAGCAGCCAAAUCAGCAAGGCCACCAGACCUCUCAUGUCUACAUGCCCAUCAGUUCACCUACUACUCCACAACCACCAACAAUUCAUUCGUCUGGUAGCUCACAGUCUUCUACCCAUAGCCAAUAUAACAUUCAGAAUAUUUCAACAGGACCUCGGAAAAACCAGAUUGAAAUCAAGCUUGAACCCCCGCAAAGAAGCAGUUCUUCGAAACUGCGUUCUUCUGGACCUCGAACCUCCAGCAGUUCCUCUUCGGUCAACAGCCAGACCUUAAACAGAAAUCAGCCCACUGUUUACAUAGCUGCCAGUCCCCCAAAUACCGAUGAGGUGAUGUCCCGUAGUCAACCUAAGGUCUAUAUUUCAGCUAAUGCCACCACAGGAGAUGAGCAGGUCAUGCGGAAUCAGCCCACUCUCUUCAUAUCCACAAACUCUGGAGCAUCUGCUGCCUCCAGGAAUAUGUCCGGGCAAGUGAGCAUGGGGCCUGCCUUUAUUCAUCACCACCCUCCCAAAAGUCGAGCAAUAGGUAAUAACUCUGCAACUUCUCCUCGAGUGGUGGUCACUCAACCCAAUACAAAAUAUACUUUCAAAAUUACAGUUUCUCCCAAUAAACCCCCUGCAGUUUCACCGGGGGUGGUGUCCCCUACCUUUGAACUUACAAAUCUUCUGAACCAUCCUGAUCAUUAUGUAGAAACAGAGAAUAUUCAGCACCUCACGGACCCUGCUUUAGCACAUGUGGAUAGAAUAAGUGAAGCACGGAAGUUGAGUAUGGGAUCUGAUGAUGCUGCCUACACACAAGCUCUUUUGGUACAUCAGAAGGCCAGAAUGGAACGACUUCAAAGAGAACUUGAGAUUCAAAAGAAAAAGCUGGAUAAACUAAAAUCUGAGGUCAAUGAAAUGGAAAAUAAUCUAACUCGAAGGCGUCUGAAAAGAUCAAAUUCCAUAUCCCAAAUACCUUCACUCGAAGAAAUGCAGCAGUUGAGAAGUUGUAAUAGACAACUCCAGAUUGACAUUGACUGCUUAACCAAAGAAAUUGAUCUUUUUCAAGCCCGAGGACCACAUUUUAAUCCCAGCGCUAUUCAUAACUUUUAUGACAAUAUUGGAUUUGUAGGUCCUGUGCCACCAAAACCCAAAGAUCAAAGGUCCACCAUCAAAACACCAAAGACUCAAGACACAGAAGAUGAUGAGGGGGCUCAGUGGAAUUGUACUGCCUGUACUUUUUUGAACCAUCCAGCCUUAAUCCGUUGUGAACAGUGUGAGAUGCCGAGGCAUUUCUGAGCCAGGAGGCCCUGUAUCUUCCCUAAAACCACAUCUGAAGUUCAAGAAACUAGUCUGUCAUCAGGGGAAAAGUUUCACUGCUACAUAGGAUUUUGUCAAAUCGAAGGUGUGACAAGAUGGUGUUGUGCUAAUGUUAAAUGUCAACCCACAGAGCUAAUAAUACCUCAGUCUAAUGUCAUGGGCAGUUGAAAUUCAUCACAUGAAGGUAAUCUGCUGAAAGACUUGGUUGCCCACUGCCUAACCAUGUACAGUGUUACCAGUAGCCCAUUAAGGAUAAUUCUCAAUAUAUUAAUACCUAGGUGUUCCCAGUACCUUUUCCCCUCAUGUCACUACUGAAUUUUGACAGGAGGAAGGAAUAGAACAAUGGCUUUUUUUUUUUUUAAAGCUUUCAGUGAAACACUACAAA